This is a messenger RNA of Momordica charantia (bitter melon), 696 nucleotides long. The record is from RefSeq and is a predicted model, not a curated record. NCBI's taxonomy places the organism in Eukaryota, Viridiplantae, Streptophyta, Magnoliopsida, Cucurbitales, Cucurbitaceae.
AUGGGAGUUUCAACUGCCACAUUCCUGAAUCAGGUAGGAGUAGUCCCUCCAUUUCCUCCAACAGCAGCUCGAGAGCGGGCAUAUCCUCUAGUUCCCCCAGCAGUUCGUCAGGUGAACCCCCAAUUGGUGUUGCUUGUGGAGGCAUUACAAGCAGUGAUCAAUAACGCAGCAGGGGUGGGCGGAGUCCAAGCUCAGCCACCCCAACAUCUUCAUACUCCCCAGAGCGAGGCUCGCUUCAUCAAGGAUUUCAAGCGUUACGGACCCCUAACCUUUGAUGUUGAGAGUGAAAGAGCGACCGCAGCGGAAGAGUGGAUCAGAGAGUUGGAAGCCCUUUACACGUAUCUUGGUUGUGAGGACCAAUUCAAGGUGAAGGGUGCGGUUUUAAUGUUGAGGGGCGAGGCCCUGAACUUGUGGGACUCAAUAGCAGUGGCAGAGGAUCAUGCAAAUGUACCGAUUCCGUGGACGAGGUUCAAGGACUUGUUGUACGACUACUACUAUCCGGAAACUGUAAAAGACAUGAAGGAGGCGGAAUUCCUCCAUCUAGUCCAAGGAACCUUAUCGGUGGCACAGUAUGAAAGAAAGUUCGCGGAACUCUCCUGUUUCGCUCUAGAGUUGAUUCCCACUGAGGCAUUGAAGAUCAAGAGGUUUGUUAAAGGCUUGCGCAAGGGAAUCAGAGGCCCGGUGGAUCUUCAGUGA